AUGGACACUAAACAACUAAAGAAGCCGGCGAUUGACCAGCCGCGGUUCAAUCGGUUUAGCUUCUUUUCGUCCAAAACACGACAGGCAAUCGGCUCAUCUACCUGGGAUGGUCUUUUCCCAAGCGGAAAUUUGGACCAGAUCUUCCAGGCGAAGCACAAAGGUCGCCCAGAUCCAAACGAGCCAAUCUGGUGGAUUGACAUAUGUGACGCCACUGAAGAUGAUGUCGACACCGUCUCGGAAGCCUUGUCCAUCCAUCCUCUGACGGCAGAGGAUAUUGCUAUUCGAGAGCCCCGAGAGAAAGUUGACGUCUACAAGAACUACUACCUGAUCUCAUUCCAGACACUUGUGGAAAACAAGACCAAAGAGGAACGGCCCGGGAUUCCCACCUCGGCUGCAUUAUACAUUCUUGUCUUUCAAUAUGGCGUGGUCACAUUCUCACCUAGUGGUUGUGGACAUGUGGCUCGGGCGCGAGAGCGUAUUUGCAAAAUGCAUGAUCCCACCGUAUUGACUAGUGACUGGGUCUGCUAUGCAAUGAUAGACGACAUCAUCGAUAGUUUCGAGCCAUUUGUCCGGGAAGCGGAACGUGAGUCCGAGGCAAUUGAGGAUCAAGUGUUCAUCAGUCGCAUCGACGACGCUCAAGCUCUCAUUCCGCAGGUCGAUGUUCUCCGCAAGAAGAUCACUCACAUAAUUCGAUGCCUCAACGGCAAGGUCGACGUGUUGAAUGGAUUCGUGAAGCGCUGCCAAUCCCCCGAUAAGCACCCUGUUUUCCCUGAUGGUGACCUGCUUCUAUAUCUCGGCGACGUCCAGGACCAUCUGGUCACAACGUUGUCGACACUGGGGCACAUCGACGAGAUUAUUGGUCGGUCCCAGGCGAAUUAUCUAGCACAGAUGAGCGCUACAAAUCUCCGACUGAGUUUGACUAUUAACUCUGGUUUGAGUAAGGUUACUCUCCUCGCUACCAUAUUCGUGCCGUGUCACCUUGUUACGGGGUUGUGGGGAAUGAACGUCCCUGUCCCAGGCGGGGAUUCUGAGGGGCUCUUGUAG
Penicillium griseofulvum is the source of this 1044-nucleotide messenger RNA. Its product is annotated as magnesium transporter CorA family protein. Gene Ontology annotation, biological process: intracellular magnesium ion homeostasis; magnesium ion transmembrane transport. Gene Ontology annotation, molecular function: magnesium ion transmembrane transporter activity. Gene Ontology annotation, cellular component: plasma membrane. NCBI's taxonomy places the organism in Eukaryota, Fungi, Ascomycota, Eurotiomycetes, Eurotiales, Aspergillaceae. The transcript has 3 exons. The record is from RefSeq and is a predicted model, not a curated record. Bases 1 to 1044 code for a protein of 347 amino acids.